AUGUCUAACACGAGGGCCCUGAGGCUCGCCUACGACCAUUUGUGCGAGGCUGAGGACAAGAUUCUCAGAGAAUUGAAGGAGCUCGAAGGCGUAGCACACACCCACCUGAAAUCCACCCAGGAAACCUUCAGCUCCUCCCCUCUGGUGGACGUCCAGGUGAAUAUCGACGGAAAACUCGACGAAAUCGCAAGUUUUGGAGACAAACUCAAGGUGGCAGCCAAUGAAAGCAACGGGGCGCUCAGAAAUCUGAGAUGUGGAAUCAAAAUCAUAGAAACGGUCACGGCGCUCUACAACUCGGCCUCCAAGAUUCUCGCAAGCUUCAAAGACGGUCCGUCAGACGAAGAUGUGAGGAGCUACAUCAACUCUGUGGAGCUUGCCAAGGCGAACGGGCACUGGGAUAACGUCUACAUGGUCAUAUCCAGGGGUCACAUUGGAGAUGUUGUCUCGUCACUGCGUAAGCUUACGCUCGAGACUCUGCGAUCCAAAGCGGCAGUCCCGGAUUCAAAGCUGCUGACAAAGUUUGCCGUAGCACUAGGAAUUGAAAAGGAAGCCUACCAAGCGCAUUUAACCUCGGCGAAAUCAGACACUGCAACCAAGAGCUCAAAGCUCUACAGCGGAACUACACUGAAAAAUGAGUGUUCAACGCUAGCCAGAGUUGUCCAUAAUGCUGAAAAAAUGUUACUGGAGCAGGCAUCCAUCGUUCGUGAAGAGCUAGGGUCAGUCUAUUACAUCGAAUUCUGUCGCGAGAUCCACAGUGAUACAUCCAGAGAAGCUGUUGCUAUACUAACAGAGUUCAUAAAGACAAACUUUGGAGAAGACUUUAACCUUGAACAAAUUCUAACCACUAUUGAACCUGACGAAACCAAGGACGAAAAACUGUUGGAUACAAUGGCAGGACUCAGCUCACUCUGGAACGAAUUUGAAGCUGCUCUAAAGGAAUCAACGAGUCCAGUUUAUGCCAAACUAUUAGUCACAUUGGGGAACGUAAGUGACGAAUUUUCAAACGAUGGACUAGUACAGCUCAGCCCAGCCACAAAACUCAUCCAAUCCAUUUUGGCAAUUUAUGUAAAACUGGAACACUCCUUCGCCACCAAAUCUGUUGAAAAUGCAAUAGCAAUAGAAGAUGCCAUUGAUUUUACUCCAGAAUAUGCUGAUUCUGCCUCUACAAGUACCAUUGUAGAUGACACAUUUUUCAUUUUGCAAAAAUCGCAACAUCGAGCCAUAGGAACAGGGGACAUACAAGCGGCGUGUGCAAUUUUAAAUCAAGUCUCCUCAAUCAUAUCGAGUGAACUAAAGGAAGCACUAUUCCGAAACCUGCUGGAAAGUCAAUCUAUUUACGAAAUCUGGGUCCAAGAUAUUGAAAGCAUGUCCAGCGAUUCGUGGUACACUGUGCUAGAAGACCACUUUAAAAGAUCCAAAAUUAACACCCCAGAGACCAUUAGUUCCAAAUACAGCUUUACACAUUGUUUGAGCAAUAUAGAAGAGAGUUUGAAUCUCUUGAUAAAGUUCAAGAAGGAAGUGUGCGAGUGUUUUAACGUUGCAUUUUUAAAUGACGGUAAAGACACAAAUCUUGUGGUAGAAAAUACCGUACAAGCACUAGAUUUAGUCAAGGGAGAACUCGAACAGUUGCAGAAUGACGCCUGCAAUUGCGCACUAAAUAUCCUCAAGGAAAAUAUGACUGAGCCACUAAAUGUAUUCUCCAGAAUAGACUUUGAUAUAAAUGAAGAAACAUAUACGGAAUACCAGGACGAUGAGCCAUUCCUCAGUGAACUUGUCACUGUUUUGCACGCAACCUUCACUCACAUUGAAAGAUACUAUUCACCACAAAUUGGAUCCAAGUGCAUAAAUAACCUCAUUGAAAGGAUAUGCAAAUAUUUGGAAACGACCACUCUGAACAAAAAAUUUAGCAUUUAUGGAGCAGUCUAUUUCGACGAGACAAUUCGAUCCCUCAUGUCUACAUGUUCAAGUCACGACCAAAAGAUACGCAAACGGUUUGCAAAUUUACUCCAAAUAAGUGAUGUUUUGAAUGUCUCGAGCAUCGAUGAGGUGCAGGUCUUCAAGGAUAGCGGAGACUAUUCAAUUGAUGUAGAUAAAUACGUUUCACUAAGGGUAGAUUUGGCUACAGAUGAUGAAGAAAGUAUGUAA
This is a messenger RNA of Theileria equi strain WA, 2145 nucleotides long. RefSeq lists its product as hypothetical. The transcript is spliced from 4 exons. NCBI's taxonomy places the organism in Eukaryota, Apicomplexa, Aconoidasida, Piroplasmida, Theileriidae. Bases 1 to 2145 code for a protein of 714 amino acids. The record is from RefSeq and is a predicted model, not a curated record.